GAGACCCACAAAGAAGUCGUUCGAGAAAGUAAAAAACACUUGACUGGAAUGCACUCUGCAUCUUUUGAAAGUUAAACAUGUCACCGGAACACUUGAAGGUGGUGCAGUGGUCAGCACUCUCACCUCUCAGUGAGAAGGUCCUGGUUCAAAUCCCAGCUGGGUCCGUUCUGCGUGGCGUUUGCAUGUUUAUUACAUGUUUCAGGUUCAAGCCUGGUCUCCUGGGUUCUGGGUCUCACAGCAACAGUUCCUGACACACCUUCACAGUGAAACAUUGUUCUACAGUAUUUUCUCUACAAACUCAGGUAGAACUUCUUCCACCAGGGGGCGCAGUGCGUAAGAGGUUUCUCAGGGUAAACAUCUCAGAAAUGAGCUCCAGCUCUCCAGCUUUAGCCUCAAACGGGUUCCAGUGUUCCGGGCCAGGGUUCUUCUGAAGUUCUGCUCAUGUUCUGAGAAUCUCCACAGUCAGGUUUGAACUCUGGUUGAUUUGGGGAAGUGAAGAUGGGGGCGCUUCCCUCCUCAGAGGAGAAAAAAGGAAGGUAUCUGCAGCAGAAACACCACCAAGGAAAUGUUGUGAAACUUCCAGAGUGAUGAGUGGACAGUUUCUCAACCGUUUUUGGGAGGAGACCCAGAUCCACCGAACUUCAGGCUCUGACCAAAAACUGUUGGAGGAUUUCUGUGGACAACAGCUGAGGAAGAGCAUCUUCUGAUCUUCUGAGGUGAGCGUUUGGGUACAGAUGGAGAACAAGAACCACUACCGCUACGAAAAUGAGAUGGACACCAGCGUGCUGUGGCUCAAAGACACUCCGCCAGUCCUGGGCUCAGGCGCGCCCAGGCUCAGGUCCUGGAUGGUUCCCGCUCUGAUGGCUGCAGUGCUCCUGGUGCUCAUCGUGGUUCUGGGAGUCUACAACAGUAAGAAAUCGGAGCGUCUGGCGUCCACAGAAGGGAAGGUUUCCAACCUGACUGACACCGUCCAAUCACUGAGCGUCUCUCUGCUCCAUGCUCAAGAGACCAUUAAAGAUCUUCACCAGCUGAAGUUCUCGGUGGAGAACCAGAAGGAGCAGCUGACUGCAGUGUCCGACGCGCUGAAGCACCUGUCGGUGGUGGACUCUCUGGUCCGGAGCGUCGCUGAGCUCAGAUCUUCCCUCAACAGUAUGAUCAACAACGAUUCUGCAGCAGACCGGUGCAGCUCUUCCGGCUGGACUCGGUUCGGUUCCAGCUGUUACUUCUUUAGCCGGGUCACCUUGAGCUGGAACGAGUCCAAAGACUGGUGCGAGAAGCAGAACGCUCACCUGGUCAUCAUCAGCACCGACGGCGAGUGGGACUUUGUCACCAAAAAAUCUAUUCCUGUUUGGUACUGGGUCGGCCUGUCUGACGGCAGGACUGGGAAGUGGGAGUGGGUGAACCACACUCCGUACACGAUAGAGCAAAGGCGGUGGAGACCCGGACAGCCGGAUAACUGGGUGGUUCCGGUCCAUGGGAGUGAAGACUGCGCUCACCUGUACGAGAAUGGGCUCCUGAACGACCUGCACUGCUACCGACAGCUGCGCUUCAUCUGCCAGAGACACGAGGGGCACAUGUGACAGAGGCUCCGCCCACAACGUGCCCGGCUGAAGACCUGCUGCAUCAACCAAUCAGGAAAAACCUUUGAAUCGAGUGUAAACCAGCAAACCUUUUCUUUACCACGGACCGGUAUCUACCCGGUUCUAGUGAGGUCCACUUUGAUGUUAAGGGAGGAGUUAAAGGGAAAUCUAGUUCUGAGAGUAAAACGGGUCAAAGCCAUAAAUAUAUAAAAUCAAAAUGUUAAGCUGAUGGGUCUAAGCUGCUCCUGCAAUAGAACCAACCAGAACCAACCAGGUUCUGACUGAAAUGGUUCUACAAUGAAUAUACUGUAGAGUUGGGAAGAGUCUGUAUUUACUGAGGAUUCAGUCUGACCAAUCAGAGGGAUCGCUGAAAACCCAUUACAAUAAACGACUGAGGUCAUUUUCAUAGAAAGGUGUCCUGAGACCCAGCAGCACCAAGCCGGUUCUGUUCAGACCCACAUGCUCCAGCAGAACCAGAAACUGCUUGAGAAGGUCUGAACCAAACAAUUCCCGCUGUUUGAGAGCAAUGCUGAGGGCAGAACCAUGUCAGAACCAGCAGUGCUGAAGGUUCUGCUCUGUGUUAAAGAUGAAUACAUGACGGGUCAAGAGUCAAUAAAAAGUUCUGAUGAAAA
Messenger RNA from Oryzias melastigma (Indian medaka), 2212 nucleotides. RefSeq names its product C-type lectin domain family 10 member A. NCBI's taxonomy places the organism in Eukaryota, Metazoa, Chordata, Actinopteri, Beloniformes, Adrianichthyidae. The transcript is spliced from 8 exons. The record is from RefSeq and is a predicted model, not a curated record. Bases 735 to 1580 code for a protein of 281 amino acids.